CGACUUGAUACCGAAGCCUCGUGGAUUGAUUGUAUUGUAUGCUAUUAUUUAUUAUUGAUAAAGGAUUGAUUGUAUCGUUUGUUGAAGAAAGAAAGAAAGAAAGAAAGAAAGAAAGAAAGAGAAAAGAAAAUGAUUUUCCAAAGAAAGACGCAAUUUUUACUUUCGUCAAAUUUAGUUUUAUUUGGUUUAAAUAGGUCGCUGUCUUCUCUACAAGCCGUCUAUGGGGUCUGAUACAAAUCCUGUUAGGCUUCUCGUCCCAUGAUUAUUGCAGAUCAGGUCGCAACUACCACCAUUUCAACUCUUGAACUUUCUACCUCUUUUCUUCUUUCCUAUUCUAGGGUUUAUGCCCUCCAACUCCCAUGUCUUCUGCCCUUACCACUGCUUCUUCCUCCUCCUCCCCUCUUUCCUCUAAAUCUUGCUAUAAUUCCGACUGUAAGGAACUCAGGCCUGACCGCUCCAGAAAGGGAUGGCGUCUUCGCACCGGCGACUUUGCCGAACUCUGUGAUCGAUGCGCUUCUGCUUACGAGGAAGGAAGAUUCUGUGAGACUUUUCACUUGAAUGCUUCUGGUUGGAGGUGCUGCGAAUCCUGUGGAAAGCGGGUUCAUUGCGGGUGUAUUGUUUCAGCUCAUGCAUUCACCUUACUGGAUCCUGGGGGUAUCGAGUGCAUGACAUGCGCACGGAAGAAUGUAAUCUUACCACUAAAUCCAGCCUGGCCACCGUCUUUGCUUUUCCAUUCAGCUUUGCCCGACAGACUAAAAGAACUAUCUGUUAAAAAUUGGAGUCAGUUGGCUGGAUCAGGUCCUGUACCAUGGCGCCAAGCUCCCAGUAUGUUCAAUUCUUCUCUCCCUUCUGGUGAAUUGCAUCACAGAGCACCUUAUGAAGUUGACAUAUCAGCUGCACUUAACAAACUCAAUACUAGCGAAAGGUUGCCUGUAUCUUUAGAAAAAAGAAAAAACGAAGACUUCUCUGAAAGGUUCUUGAAUGGGAGCCUGAAGCCUUGUGGGCAGGAUUUAUGUGAAAAUGGGACUGCAGGAGGCAUUAAAUGUGAUGACAAACCUAGCUCAUGUUCUAAUAUGCCGAAACAGUCUAGCUUUGUGAAGGAGGAUUCAUCUACUAUGCAAUAUGGUUUGAAUAUACCUUAUGCACCUCCAAAUGAACCAAGUGCUCGGGGUAGGAUUUCUGGAACUCAUUUGAGACCAACCCCACUAUCUUCUCUUCCAAAGCAGAUCCAUACCAAUUUGCAAAAUGGUGCUGACUCGUCUAACGAAACACAGCUGCGCAAUGGAAGGCCUAGAGGAGAAUCACGUGGAAAGAAUUAUUUGCUUCCGCGAUACUGGCCUAGAUUUACCGACCAAGAGCUACAACAAAUAUCUGUCGACUCGAAUUCUGUAAUUACUCCAUUGUUUGAGAAAAUGUUGAGUGCUAGUGAUGCUGGGCGGAUUGGGCGGUUGGUGCUUCCUAAAAAAUGUGCAGAGGCCUAUUUUCCAUCAAUUUCCCAGCCCGAGGGAUUGCCUCUAAAAGUACAAGAUGCAAAAGGAAAGGAAUGGAUAUUUCAGUUCCGUUUCUGGCCUAACAACAAUAGCAGGAUGUAUGUUCUUGAGGGGGUUACUCCUUGCAUACAGUCCAUGCAACUGCAAGCAGGUGACACAGUGACAUUUAGUCGGUUAGAGCCAGAAGGGAAGCUGGUAAUGGGUUUCAGAAAGGCCUCAGCUACAGCCGACCAGGAAAAUGAAACAAACAAGACCAAGAAUGGAGCUCCUGUACAUGGAGAUGUCAGUAAUAUAAAAGUUAAAGCUGAACUGGCUGAUCCUAAUUCGUGGACAAAAGUUGAUAAGUCUGGAUACAUAGCGAAAGAGGUCUUGGGUGCUAAACCUUCAAUUUCUAGAAAGAGGAAAAACAGUACCCUAGGUUCUAAGAGUAAGCGCCUUAGAAUUGACAAUGAGGACAUGAUUGAGUUGAAGAUAACUUGGGAAGAAGCUCAAGGAUUGCUUCGGCCUCCUCCAAACCAAGUUCCAAACAUUUUGGUCAUUGAAGGGUUUGAAUUUGAGGCAUAUGAGGAGGCACCUGUACUUGGGAAGCCAUCAAUUAUACCACCUGAUAAUACAGGCGAAAGGAUUCAAUGGACGCAAUGUGAAGACUGUUUGAAGUGGCGAAAAUUGCCAGCUAGUGCUCUUCUUCCCUCAAAAUGGACUUGUUCUGACAACUCAUGGGAACCUGAGAGAUCUUUUUGCUCAGCGCCUCAAGAGUUGUCAACCGAGCAGCUAGAAGAACUACUUUCCCCGGGUAAUUCAGUUGCUCCUGUCAAGAAAAUGAAGGCUGCCAAACUAGAACCAGAUAAUGUUGAAGCUCUGGAAGGACUUGACACUCUUGCAAAUUUAGCCAUCUUAGGAGAGGGUGAGGCAAGCCAGACACCUGGCCAAGCAACCACAAAGCACCCUCGCCAUAGACCUGGAUGCUCAUGCAUAGUAUGCAUUCAACCACCAAGCGGGAAGGGACCAAAACAUAAGCAGACAUGCACUUGUAAUGUGUGCCUGACAGUAAAGCGUCGGUUUCGAACAUUAAUGCUUCGACGAGAAAAAAAGCAAUUUGAAAAGGAAGCAGAAACUAUGCGCCAAAGGCAUAAAUUUCAGGAUGAAAUGUUCCCGGAUAGAUCAAUGGACGAAGAAUCUCUUACUUGCAGUAAUACAAGUACAAGUAAGCUUAUGGAGGAAGGAAAAAUGAAUGAUGGCUCUGAUGAGGAUCCUAAUAGAAACAAGCCAUCCACUUCACCUUUUAAAGGCCAGAUUGAUUUGAACAUGCAGCCCGAGCGGGAGGAAGAGCUGUCACCAGGUUCUGAUUCUGGAAGCAUGAUGAAAAUGCUUCAAGAUACUGGGGACAGGUUUCUUGAGCAGCAGAGGUCGAACUCCGGUGGUACUCGAAGUUCAUCAAGCGAUCCGUUAGAACCUGGAGGGGAACGCGAACACAAAGGUGAGAGUAGUAGCAAUGUCAUUGAUCUCAGUAGCAACAAUUUAGACGCUGACAAGGACCAUCCUGCAACCUUGUCCUUGAAUCCAUCGGCGUCCAUGUCAACCACAGGUUGAAUUAAAACAUUCUACUUAGAUGCGGGCACUUCAUAUAUACAUUGCAUUGGUGGGUCAGUUUUUGUUGUACAUUCAUCCACGCUGGCCUUCAUCAAAGUUGCAAAUCUGUACAUAAAGAGGGUUCAGACACAACCACCCUUAGUUUUAGAUGACAGCGGAAUGUUGAGCAGAUAACUAAUGAAAUCUCUUAUUUAAUCAACCAUUUUAAAUUUGGAAAGUGUUGAAUGAAUACUUCAUGCACAAUUAUUAACAGGUGAAGUUGAUUUUCAGCACUAUUGAAAUGGAAACUGGUUUUCAUGAAGUUUGGCU
This is a messenger RNA of Cucumis sativus (cucumber), 3389 nucleotides long. Its product is annotated as B3 domain-containing protein Os07g0563300. The record is from RefSeq and is a predicted model, not a curated record. Lineage: Eukaryota; Viridiplantae; Streptophyta; Magnoliopsida; Cucurbitales; Cucurbitaceae. Gene Ontology annotation, molecular function: zinc ion binding; DNA binding. The transcript has 14 exons. The coding region runs from base 360 to 3080 and encodes 906 amino acids.